CGCGCCGGCCUCUCCCCGGAGCUGGCUGGCGGGGCGGCGAGCCGGGCGGCCCGUAGCCCGAGUGGGAUGCGGUUGACUCGGAGGCGGCUGUGCUCGCUGCUCUUCGCCCUGUACUGCCUCUUCUCCCUCUACGCCGCCUACCGCGUCUUCUUCGGACGCCGUCUGCCGCCCUCCACCUCCCCGGGCCUGCGCAGAGGGGCCGGCCCGGCGCGGGAGCGGCGCGGCCGAGACCAGUCUUCUUUGGAAAGUGAAGAAUGGAAUCCCUGGGAAGGAGAUGAAAAAAAUGAAGAGCAACAGAGGAUUAAAACAAGCCUACAGAUACUAAAUAAAUCCACAAAAGAACAUGCAGACCACAGUGUACAAUUCUGGGGCAAAGCUGCUGUUGGUUUGUAUCUCUGGGAGCAUAUUUUUGAAGGCAUACUGGAUCCCCCUGAUGUGAGUGCUCAGUGGAGAGAAGGAAAGUCAGUUGUAGGAAGAACACAAUACAGCUUCAUCACUGGUCCUGCUGUAGUCCCAGGGCACUUCUCCAUUGAAGUGAAUAACGUGGUACUUGUUUUAAAUGGAAGAGAAAAAUCAAAGAUCUCUUAUGCCACCCAGUGGUUACUUUAUGCACAGAAUUUGGUGCAAACUCAAAAACUCCAACAUCUGGCUGUUGUUUUGCUUGGAAAUGAACAUUGUGAUAAUGACUGGAUAACCCGAUUCCUCAAAAGAAAUGGAGGAUUUGUGGAACUGCUUUUUAUAAUAUAUGACAGCCCCUGGGUUAAUGAUGUGGAUGUUUUUCAGUGGCCUUUAGGAGUAGCAACAUAUAGGAAUUUUCCUGUUGUGGAAGCCACUUGGUCAAUGUUAUAUGACGAGAGGCCCUACGCAUGUAAUUUCUUAGGAACUGUUUAUAAAAAUUCAUCCAGACAGACACUGAUGAAUGUUUUGAAACAAUAUGGAAAUGAUAAGCUUUGUUGGGUGUCUGCAAGAGAACAGUGGCAGCCUCAGGAAACAAAUGAGAGUCUCAACAAUUAUCAAGAUGCAUUGCUGCAGAGUGACCUCACAUUGUGCCCUGCAGGAGUGAACACGGAAUGUUAUAGAAUCUAUGAGGCUUGCUCCUUCGGCUCCAUUCCUGUGGUAGAAGAUGUGAUGACGGUUGGUAGAUGUGGAAAUGCAUCCGUUCACCACCGUGCUCCCCUUCAUUUACUCAAGUCCAUGGGUGCUCCUUUUAUCUUCAUUAAGAAAUGGACAGAACUUCCUUCUAUUUUAGAAAAGGAGAAAAUUACAAGUUUACAGGAAAAGAUUCAAAGAAGAAAAAUGUUACUCCAGUGGUAUCAGCACUUUAAAACAGAGCUAAAAGUAAAAUUUACUAAUAUUUUAGAAACCUCAUUUUUAAUAAAUAAUAAAGGCUAACUUAUUAUUCUAAACUAUGA
Jaculus jaculus (lesser Egyptian jerboa) is the source of this 1412-nucleotide messenger RNA. RefSeq names its product ribitol xylosyltransferase 1 (gene Rxylt1). Gene Ontology annotation, cellular component: Golgi apparatus. The record is from RefSeq and is a predicted model, not a curated record. Gene Ontology annotation, molecular function: ribitol beta-1,4-xylosyltransferase activity. NCBI's taxonomy places the organism in Eukaryota, Metazoa, Chordata, Mammalia, Rodentia, Dipodidae. The transcript is spliced from 6 exons. The coding region runs from base 67 to 1392 and encodes 441 amino acids. Gene Ontology annotation, biological process: protein O-linked glycosylation via mannose.